AUGGUCUUCGGGCUGAGGGCCCAUAGUAAAGAAGUUGAUCUCGGGAAGUGGUUCGGGCAUGGUUCCAAUCGGAAUGGAACCUCGAAAGAAGUGGCUCAAGCUAUGCGCCACAAAGUGUGGCUUUGCCUCAACAUCAAGCCUUCACGUCACCACCCGAAUUACCAAAACUUCCCUUUAAACCUCAACCUCACCCAUCGCCCAGUCAACACUGAGCCCGUCGGGCCCCUAUACCACAUCCCCGAGUCCUCAUCCACCACAAACCUCACCAUGUCCCGCCCCUCCUUCUCUCGCGGCCUAUGGUCCAAACUCCGCACCCCUCCAAACAUCCCACCAUACCGCUCCACCCCCCAUCCCACCAGUGCCCGCUCCUACCGCCCACAACGCCCCAGCCGGCCGCAAUACCAGCGCUUCCAAGGCAGCUCCGGCAACAUCUGGCAGCGCUGGGCCGCGCGCCCAACCUUCUACCGCGAAGUGGGCGGGCUGACCACCGUCGCCGGCGGCUUCUACGUCUUCAACCUCGAAACCGUGCCCGUCUCCGGCCGCCGCCGCUUCAACUGCAUAAGCGCGGAAUGGGAGAAAUCGCAGGGCGAGGCCGGCUACCAGCAGAUCAUGCGCGAGUAUAAGGGAAGGGUACUGCCGGAGUGGCACCCGGCGACGCAGCAGGUGCGGCGGGUGCUGGAGCGGCUGGUUCCGCAGUCCGGGCUGGAGGGGGAGGAGUGGGAGGUGCAUGUGAUUCAGAGCGAGGAGGUGAAUGCGUUUGUGAUUCCGGGGGGCAAGGUGUUUGUCUUCUCUGGCAUCCUGCCGAUAUGCGGGGACGAUGAUGGAGUCGCGGCGGUGCUGGGUCACGAGAUCGCGCAUAAUGUAGCGCAUCACACGGCGGAGCGGAUGAGCCAGGCGCUGCCGCUGUUUCUGAUCAAUAUCAUUAUGGCCUACUCGAUUGGUGUGCCGGAGGGUAUUAGCAGGCUGAUUACAGACCUUGUGGUGGCUCGCCCUGGAGGCAGGAAGCAAGAGGCCGAAGCCGACUACAUCGGCCUCCUAAUGAUGGCGCAAAGCUGCUACAACCCCGAAGCCGCCGUGCGCCUCUGGCAACGCAUGGCCCAAGCCCAAAAGGGCGAACCCCCCCAAUUCCUCUCUACCCACCCCUCCAACCACAACCGCCAAGAGAAGAUCCAAGAGUGGCUCCCACAAGCGCGCGAGAAACAGGACUUGUCAGACUGCCACGCAACGACUAGCUACGCGAAAGAUUUCAGAAGAGCCUUGUCUUCCGCGGGGUGGUAA
Molecule: messenger RNA, 1278 nt
Organism: Mytilinidion resinicola
Lineage: Eukaryota; Fungi; Ascomycota; Dothideomycetes; Mytilinidiales; Mytilinidiaceae
Product: peptidase family M48
Exons: 6
Coding region: 1-1278 (425 amino acids)
Biological process (GO): protein quality control for misfolded or incompletely synthesized proteins; mitochondrial protein processing
Cellular component (GO): mitochondrial inner membrane
Molecular function (GO): metalloendopeptidase activity
Source: RefSeq, a predicted model, not a curated record